AUGGGACACAUCAAACCUGAAUGCCCUGUCCUCAAGCUAAAGCAAAAACUAGAAGAGAAAUGUGAGGCAGACAAACACAAGAAGAAAAGAAAAGCUUACAACAAUGGCUCCAGCUCAUCUAGUGAAUCUGAUGGAAGCAUUGAGGAAGAAACUAACCUCUGUCUUAUGACUGGAACAAGCUCUUCUAGGAGCAGCGUGAACGGGCUCGACGACCUGGAUAGGCUCGACGCGCUGGACGAGCCCGACAAUUCGGACGGGGCUGAAUACCCAGACGGGGCCGAAUACCCGGACGGGUUCGACGACCCGGACGGGCCUGCACAUCCAGACGGGCCCGAAGACCUGGACGAGUCCGACGACAAGGAUGGGCCUGAGGACCCGUACAUGCCCGAAAACUUGGAUGGGCCCAAUGACUUGGACACGUUCGAUGACUCGGACAGGCCCGACGACCUAGACAGACCCGACAACUCGUAA
Molecule: messenger RNA, 471 nt
Organism: Vigna unguiculata (cowpea)
Lineage: Eukaryota; Viridiplantae; Streptophyta; Magnoliopsida; Fabales; Fabaceae
Source: RefSeq, a predicted model, not a curated record